Messenger RNA from Scomber scombrus (Atlantic mackerel), 7666 nucleotides. RefSeq names its product kinesin family member 1Ab (gene kif1ab). The record is from RefSeq and is a predicted model, not a curated record. Bases 1 to 5169 code for a protein of 1722 amino acids. The transcript is spliced from 48 exons. Gene Ontology annotation, cellular component: microtubule; dendrite; kinesin complex. Gene Ontology annotation, molecular function: plus-end-directed microtubule motor activity; ATP hydrolysis activity; microtubule binding. Gene Ontology annotation, biological process: microtubule-based movement; cytoskeleton-dependent intracellular transport; vesicle-mediated transport. NCBI's taxonomy places the organism in Eukaryota, Metazoa, Chordata, Actinopteri, Scombriformes, Scombridae.
AUGGCGGGAGCUUCAGUGAAGGUGGCGGUGAGGGUCCGACCCUUCAACUCCAGAGAGAUGGCGAAGGACAGCAAAUGCAUCAUUCAGAUGUCAGGAAACACCACAACAAUCCUGAACCCAAAACAGCCGAAAGAAAACAAGAGUUUUAACUUUGACUUUUCUUACUGGUCACACACCACGCCUGAGGACAUCAACUAUGCGAACCAGAUGCAGGUGUACAAGGACAUUGGAGAGGAGAUGUUGCUUCAUGCUUUUGAAGGCUACAAUGUGUGCAUAUUUGCAUACGGACAGACAGGAGCAGGCAAAAGCUACACUAUGAUGGGACGACAGGAGCAAGACCAGCAGGGGAUCAUACCUCUGCUUUGUGAAGACCUUUUCACCAAAAUCAGUGGCAGCAAUAAUGAAAACAGCAUGUCGUACUCUGUGGAGGUGAGCUACAUGGAAAUCUACUGUGAGCGUGUGCGUGACCUGCUCAACCCCAAAAACAAAGGAAACCUGCGUGUCAGAGAGCACCCUCUGAUGGGACCCUACGUUGAAGAUUUGUCGAAACUAGCUGUCACAUCCUACAAUGACAUCCAGGAUCUGAUGGAUUCUGGUAACAAGGCCAGGACUGUGGCUGCUACCAACAUGAACGAGACCAGCAGCCGGUCCCACGCAGUCUUUAACAUCAUCUUCACACAGAAAAAACAUGAUUCGGACACAGACAACACAUUAGAAAAGGUCAGCAAGAUCAGCCUGGUGGACUUGGCUGGCAGUGAGCGGGCCGACUCAACUGGAGCAAAAGGAACCAGACUGAAGGAAGGAGCAAACAUCAACAAAUCUCUGACCACACUGGGCAAAGUUAUUUCUGGUUUAGCUGAACUGGCCUCAGCACCAAACAAGAACAAGAAAAAGAAGAAGGUGGAAAGUUUCAUUCCUUACAGAGAUUCAGUUCUGACUUGGCUACUGAGGGAGAACUUAGGAGGAAACUCUCGUACGGCCAUGGUGGCUGCUCUCAGCCCUGCUGACAUUAACUACGAUGAAACCCUCAGUACCCUCCGAUACGCUGAUCGUGCCAAACAGAUCCGCUGUAACGCCGUGAUCAAUGAGGACCCCAGCAACCGCCUGGUGCGUGAGCUUAAAGAGGAGGUGGCUCGCCUCAAAGACUUGCUGUACUCUCAGGGCCUGGGAGACAUCAUAGAGACGUAUCGCGGCACCGGCCCGGUCAUCGCUGGUUUGAAAUACCUGUGCGAUUACAAGAACUUUGUGAAUAAUCGCCAGGCUGUCAAUCAAGGGGGUGAUCUCUCCACAGUGACCAAUGCCAUGACGGGAAUGAGCCCCUCCCCCUCGCUCUCCGUCCUGUCCAGUCGCGCUGGGUCCAUCAACAACCUCCAUGAUCGCAUCUUCAGUCCGGCCAGUGAAGAGGCCAUCGAAAGGCUCAAGGAAACCGAGAAAAUCAUCGCAGAGCUCAAUGAGACCUGGGAAGAGAAGUUGCGACGUACUGAGGCAAUUCGCAUGGAGAGAGAGGCCCUGCUGGCUGAGAUGGGUGUUGCCAUGAGAGAAGACGGAGGCACUGUUGGCGUCUUCUCCCCGAAAAAGACCCCUCAUCUGGUGAACCUUAAUGAGGACCCGUUGAUGUCAGAGUGUCUGCUGUAUUAUAUCAAAGAUGGCAUCACCAAGGUUGGCCGUGAAAAUGCCAAGACUCGCCAGGAUAUUGUUCUCAGUGGCCAUUUUAUCAAAGAUGAACACUGCACUUUCAGCAGCAGUACGGGACCUCAGGGAGAAGGCUGUGUCAUCUUGGAGCCAUGUGAGGGCUCAGAGACAUAUGUCAACGGAAAGAAGGUGACAUCGCCCAUCAUCUUGCGGUCUGGGAACCGCAUCAUUAUGGGCAAGAGUCACGUGUUUCGCUUCAAUGACCCGGAGCAGGCUCGGCUGGAGCGAGAGAGGACGCCAUGCGCCGAGACUCCGGUGGAGCCUGUUGACUGGGCCUUUGCUCAGAGAGAGCUGCUGGAGAAACAAGGCAUCGACAUGAAACAGGAGAUGGAGCAGAGGCUUCAAGAGCUUGAGGAUCAGUACCGCAAAGAAAGAGAAGAAGCCAGUAACCUGCUAGAACAGCAGAGGCUGGACUAUGAGAGUAAACUGGAGGCUCUUCAGAAACAGGUGGACUCUAGGUACCUGGAGUCACCUGAGGAGGAGGAGGAGCCUGAAGAGGAAGUGCCUUGGACCAAGCAAGAGACCGAGCUGGCUCUGUGGGCUUUCAGAAAGUGGCGUUUCUACCAGUUCACGUCUCUCAGGGAUCUGCUUUGGGGCAACGCCAUCUUUCUCAAGGAGGCUAAUGCUAUCAGUGUGGAGCUGAAGAAGAAGGUCCAGUUCCAGUUUGUCCUGUUGACAGACACUCUGUACUCUCCUCUGCCUCCUGAUCUGCUGCCUCCCAGCGUGUCCAAAGAGAGGGAGAGACGACCUUUCCCUCGGACCAUUGUAGCAGUUGAAGUGCAGGAUCAGAAAAACGGAGCCACACAUUACUGGACUCUGGAGAAACUCAGGCAGAGGCUGGACCUGAUGAGAGAAAUGUACGACCGCGCUGCCGAGCUCCCCAGCAGUGCUGUAGAGGACUGUGACCACGCCCUGACCGGAGGCGACCCCUUCUACGACCGCUUCCCCUGGUUCCGUCUGGUUGGCAGGGCUUUUGUGUACCUGAGUAACCUGUUGUAUCCGGUGCCCCUGGUACAUCGUGUGGCCAUCGUCAGCGAAAAAGGAGAGGUGAAGGGCUUCCUCAGAGUGGCUGUGCAGGCCAUCUCAGCUGACGAGGAGGCCCCUGAUUACGGCUCUGGUGUGAGGCAGUCAGGCACUGCCAAGAUCUCAUUUGAAGACAAACAGUUUGAAAAGUUCCAGACAGAGACCUCUCCUGGUGUUCUCCCCCACUCCAACACCUCCCAGGAGGAGCUGCGAAUUGUCGAGGGAGAAGGACAGAACGUGGAGAUAGGAAUCUCUGCAGACGAAGUCAACAACAACACCUGUGAAGCCACCCAGGAUCCUCCCCAGAGCCCAGUGAAGAGUUUAGGUCUGGGUCUAGAUCUUCCUCUGGACCUCUCUCCAGAGAAGGCUCUGUCCCACCUGAAGAUUGGCAGCACCUUCACUUUCAGAGUCACCGUCUUGCAGGCAUCCAGCAUCUCAGCCGAGUACGCCGACAUCUUCUGCCAGUUCAACUUCAUCCACCGCCAUGAUGAAGCUUUCUCCACUGAACCUCUGAAGAACACCGGCAGAGGACCACCGCUGGGCUUCUACCACGUACAAAAUAUCACAGUGGAGGUGACCAAGUCCUUUGUGGAGUACAUCAAGACUCAGCCCAUCGUCUUCGAGGUGUUUGGCCACUAUCAGAAACAGCCUUUCCCUCCGCUCUGCAAAGACCUGAUCAGUCCACUGAGACCUUCCAGGAGGCAGUUCCCCAGAGUGAUGCCCUUAUCCAAACCAGUGCCAGCCACCAAGCUCAGCACGCUGAGUCGUUCCACUGCAGGACCUUGUCACGCCAAAUACGACCUCAUGGUCUUCUUUGAGAUCUGUGAGCUGGAAGCGAACGGAGACUACAUCCCUGCUGUUGUUGACCACAGAGGCGGGAUGCCCUGCCACGGCACAUACCUGUUACAUCAGGGCAUCCAGAGGAGGAUCACAGUUACCAUCGCUCAUGAAACAGGAAAUUAUAUUGAAUGGAAAGAGGUGAAAGAGCUGGUUAUCGGUCGUAUUCGAAACACACCGGAGGCUGAUGAAACCAUCAUAGACCCCAACAUCCUUUCCCUCAACAUCCUGUCCUCUGGAUAUUUCUGGCCAAAACAUGAUGACAACGUCUCCUUGGGAGUUGAUCAUAGAACUUUCUACCGAUUUGAGGCAGCGUGGGACAGCUCCAUGCACAACUCUCUGCUUCUGAACAGAGUAACUCCUUAUGGAGAGAAGAUCUACAUCACCCUCUCUGCUUAUCUAGAGAUGGAGAACUGUACUCAGCCGACAGUGAUCACCAAAGACUUCUGCAUGGUGUUUUACUCCCGCGACACGAAGUUGCCGGCCUCCCGCUCCAUAAGAAACCUCUUCAGCACUGGUUGCCUAAGGCCCUCUGAGAGUAACCGUGUAACCGGGGUCUAUGAAGUGACUCUCUGCCAUGUGGCGGACAAUGGAAGUCCAGGCAUGCAGCGUCGUCGCAGACGUGUGCUGGACACCUCGGUAGCUUACGUCCGAGGAGAGGAGAACCUGGCUGGAUGGAGGCCUCGCAGUGACAGCCUCAUCCUCGAUCACCAGUGGGAGCUGGAAAAACUCAGUUUACUGCAGGAGGUGGAGAAGACCAGGCACUACCUGCUGCUGAGGGAGAAGCUGGAGGCGACCCUGCAGGCAGGACAGGAAGCGCUCUACAAGAGCAGCGACAUCAGCAACUUUGCAAAGAGUCCCAUCCUCAGCCACAGUCCCGGCAGCAGCCCGGCCUUUGACAGCCCCAACCAGAGGCAAAGGGAGCUGGCUGCCAAGUGUCUGCGUCUGCUGAUGCACACCUUCAACAGGGAGUACAGCCAGGUGAGCAGCAGUGCCAGUGAGAGCAAGCUUUCUGAGAUGUCUGCAUCGCUAAUGAGAGAGUCAUCGUCUUCUGGACUGAGCACGCUCACUCCAUCCUCUACCUGCCCCUCACUGGUCGAGGGAAACUAUGACAUCAGACACACUGAUCCCAGUUCAGGAGCGUCCACCCCAGAUCUGGACCCAUACAGCCCGGUGGACAGAAAGAAAGCUUUCAGAGGAUGCACCUUUGUUCCUGACAUACAGGAGAUCCGCGUCAGCCCCAUUGUGUCAAAGAAGGGCUACCUGCACUUUCUGGAGCCUCACACCAGUGGCUGGGUAAAGCGCUAUGUGGUGGUGCGCAGGCCCUAUGUCUACCUGUACCGCAAUGAGAGGGACAGCGUGGAGCGAGCUGUCAUCAAUCUGUCCUCUGCAAAGGUGGAAUACAGCGAAGACAAACAGACCUUACUACGGACUCCCAACACGUUUGCUGUGUGCACUGAGCAUCGUGGGAUACUGCUUCAGGCCACCAAUGAUAAAGAGAUGCACGACUGGCUGUACGCAUUUAAUCCUCUGUUAGCCGGCACCAUUAGAUCAAAGCUUUCCCGGAGAAAGUCGGUCCAGUCCAUGCCGCCGAUCCCAACUGCUCAGAGGAUGUGAGAAGGGAACCAGCCCGGUUAAAAACAACAAACCAACACAAAAUUACAAUCUAAAAGCUCCACUCAUUAUCCUGCUCUAUUGAACAUAGACCAUAUAAACAAACUUAUACAUAAACCAUUUAAAUAACUUCCUAUACAACGACCACCCCAGUCUGAAACAUCAGUCGAUCGUUCAUACUGAAACCCAACAAAGCUGUCCUUCUCUCUUUUUGCAGUUCCUCCCAGUAGCCCCCUCGAACCCUGCAUGGUGUGCUCCCUCCUGACCUUUAGAUGAAAACAUGAGACAAACUAACGACCCAAACCAGCCGAUUAACUUACCUCUGCUGGGCAUUGGGACUAGUUCAGAUUAGUUUUAGGUUUUCAUAUACAUGUAGAGCUGUAACCUGUGAGGCUACCAGUUCCUGUGUAAAAAGAUAGAUGUAAACAACUGUUUACUUUGUGAUCAGCCCCUAAUUUAUUCAUCUUCACUGAAAACCAACCAUUCAUGUAUUUCUAGUUAUCACCAUCAGGUGUGUGUGUGUCUGUGGGGGGGAUUAAAACAUCUCGUUUGUAGCCAUCAAACCUGAUGUUUCUCUGUGCAAAAGUGUGGUAAGUGCAGGGAUGAUAGCGUCACAUACAUCCAUAUACUGUACAUUACCUGAGUUUGGAAUGGCUUGGUGCUCUACAGCAUAUAGAGUAUUUGUUUCCCUGCAGACAUUUCAGAUAGCAAACAGGUAGAUUGCUGUUGCUUAUCACUUAAAACACUGAAGUAGCAUGAGGGAUUUGUUAGGACGAAAGGAUAAGUUGUCGUUUCUGUGUCAGUUUAUUUAAAAGUUGUUUAACUGGAUCUUUGAAUACUGAGUCUGUUGGCUAGACUGAAGCAAAAGAAUAUCAGGAGAGAUUAUGUCCUUGCCUUGUUUUCGGCAUGUGCUUUUUUUUUUUUAAUAAUCCCUUGUGCAUAUUACUAUAAAUAACAAUAUUAUUUAUUGUUGCUCUUGUAUGUUCUCUGCACUGUUAUUUAUUUGUGACGGGACCACUGACCAGUUUUGUUGCAUUGCACUUUAUUGUCUUUUUUGAGUUAAUGUCUUGUAUCAUUUACUCAGUUGUUUUGACCAAAGCGAUGUUUUGUAGUUUUAAAUGUUGCAAACAAUUUCCACUGUGCAGUUAUAUUAGCUGACAUUUCCUGAGAAGAAUAUGAUUUUAAAGGAAUAGGUCGACAUUUUAGGAAAUGCUCUGAUUUGGGUUCUUGCCAGAAGACAAGAUUGAUACUAAAGCCGAAGCUAGCAGUUGGUUAGCAUAGCUUAGCAUAAAGUCUGGAAACAAUAAAAUCCAACUACCAACACCUGUAAAGCUCACUAAUUAACACGUUGAUAAAAAAACCCCAAAAUGUAAAAAAAAGAAGUUACGAUUUUAUGGGGAGUUAUGUGCUGAAGUAUUUCUUAGCCAGGCGCAGUGACUUACAGGAUAAACAAAGAUACAAAGACAUGUAACUUGUACUGACAGUGAUUUCUUUUAACCUUUAGACAGAGCCAGGGUAGCUAUUUUCUCCUGUUUUCAGUCUUUAUGCUAAGCUUGCCAAGUUUCAAUUGAUCUUCUCAUCUAACUCUCAGCAAGAAAGCAAAUAACAACUAUUCCUUUAAACUAAUCAAUGCGCCUAAAUUGACCUAAGAUAACUUAUAUGGUAAAUACACCAGGACAACUGUACUGUAUGUGGUUGCUAUAUUUUUUUUAAUCAAAUGAGCACUUAUUCUGUUUGUUAUGGGCCAGUAGAGUUGCUACAUUAAAUACGUUUAAGACUAUUUAAGUCUUUUGUAGCUGAAUGGAAAGUUUUAAUUAACCAUGGACCUGUAAUCUGUUGAGGGCAGUUGCUUUGAGUGGGAAAGUGUGUUGUCCAUGCACCAGCUAGUGCCUCCCUUUCUUCACCUCUUUUCCUUCCUUUGUCUCAUUUCUCAUUGUCUGUGACAUCAACACAGAAAUUAGUUACAUGUCUCCAAGAUGAAGCUUUUAUGUAGAGUAAUAGUAAAUGCUAUGGAUCUUUUUUAUAUCGAUUAUCAAUGUCAAUGUUUUGGAGAGUGAAUAUUAUCAAUGAUGCUCUAUAGUAUGUUGGUAUAGUCUGUAACAGUACAGUACAGCACUACUGUACCAUUUACUGUAAAUGUUGCAUUUAAAAGCCAAUUCUCCUCUUAGCUUUUGUACUGUAGCUGCUAGAAAUUUGACAGUCUGAUACUUCUGUCAGAACCCAGUACAGUGAGAUCAGCUUGGUGUUGUUAUGACCUUCAUAUCCAGGGAUGGUUUAUAGUUGCUUUUGUCUGCCUGCACUGUGCCAAGAUGACCCCACAUUUCAGUUUUAAAAUUAGUGUUUAACCAAAAAAAAAAAACAACCCAAAAAACAAAUCUUCACCUUAUCAGUGAUAGAAUGUUAUGUUUGUAUUGUAUUAUUUUCUACAUCUGUCCACGCUGGCAAAGUACACCUUUUUCAAUUUUUUUUUAGUUUUUACAUAUUAUACCAUAGACAUGGU